Helicoverpa zea (corn earworm) is the source of this 472-nucleotide messenger RNA. RefSeq lists its product as uncharacterized. The coding region runs from base 1 to 375 and encodes 124 amino acids. The transcript has 2 exons. The record is from RefSeq and is a predicted model, not a curated record. NCBI's taxonomy places the organism in Eukaryota, Metazoa, Arthropoda, Insecta, Lepidoptera, Noctuidae.
AUGAUCUGGGAUCCCGCCAAGACGAGCCAAGCAGACCGCAAGGCAUUUUCGAGUAAUCUGCAACGUUUUCUUUGUAUAUUUGCUAUAGUGAGUUGUGCGUGGGCUGGUUGCGACUCUUGCGGGCAGGAGUGCGCCCCCGCGUGCGGGACGAGACGCUUCCGAGCUUGCUGCUUCAACUACCUGCGGAGGAAGAGGGGGCCAGAGCUCAACAAGAUCCUCUCUGCUCCUCGAGAUACGAAGGAGGAGAAAGCCCCAGCAGUAGCCAUGUACGUGGUGGCGAACAUCCCAGUACCAGAACCGUGGAUGUCCAGCGCCGUGUCAAGCGAAAACCAACGCUAUUCGCAAGAGGAUACGCUUGAAAAUCGUCUGAACUGAUGCUUUUAGUGAAACAAUUUAAUUUUUGUUAUGCCAAACAAAAGUUAUGUAAGUUCAUUUUUUUGCUCUGUUAAAUAAAUUCGUUUACUAAAGUUAA